Messenger RNA from Caenorhabditis briggsae, 795 nucleotides. Lineage: Eukaryota; Metazoa; Nematoda; Chromadorea; Rhabditida; Rhabditidae. The record is from RefSeq and is a predicted model, not a curated record. Bases 1 to 795 code for a protein of 264 amino acids. The transcript is spliced from 6 exons.
AUGACUCCAAGAAGAAAAGAUUUUCAAUCAACAGAUAAAAGUAGAAAAGAAGACGAUGAACAAUCGAAUGAUUCCAGUGACAUGAGUAAUGAAGACGAUGGCGGUUCAGAAUCAGAAUCUAAGAUUGAGGGAGAGAACGGUCAGGAAUCUGCCAAUGCGAGUGAUGAGGAGGAAGAUGACGAAGGUUCAAGCAGUGAUGAAGAUGCGGAACCGAAUAACGAGGUGGACAAAGAAUUUAAAUCACCUGUGCAUUCCGAUGACGAUGACGUUGACUCAGAUUUUGAUAAGCCAGAAGAAGAAGACGAAUCUGUAAGCGGAGAGGAAGAAGACGGGCAACCACGGAGGAAGAAGAGGAAGUUUAAUGAACCAAAACGAGGAAUGACUGCAGACGAUAUUCUGUCAAAAAACAAAAAAUGGGCAAUGUCACGAUUGGCUGGAAACAUGGUCCCAGCCAACACCGUUGAUGAUAGAACGCAAGCCGCAAUGUUGAAAGAAGCGGAAAGUACCGAAAAAAUGAAUGUGGAAUCACUGAAAAAGUACGAGGAAUUUGAACUGGAAAGAAAGAAAAGAAGAGAGAAGAACUCGGUUCGAGUAUUUCCGCCAGGACCACGUGAGCAGAUAAAAAUGACUGCCACUGGAACGACCGUCACUGUAUCUGAAAUUAAAGGGUUUCGUCAGAUAAUCGACGAGUGCUCUACUGGCGGAAAAGGGUCGUGCAUUCUGUACGUCCUUGAAUAUCCACUUGUCCCGUUAUCUUGGAGACACUUUUCAGAAGUUUCUUUUCUUUCUAUAUGA